Anastrepha obliqua is the source of this 1903-nucleotide messenger RNA. RefSeq names its product epsilon-sarcoglycan (gene Scgalpha). The coding region runs from base 239 to 1564 and encodes 441 amino acids. Gene Ontology annotation, cellular component: sarcoglycan complex; membrane. NCBI's taxonomy places the organism in Eukaryota, Metazoa, Arthropoda, Insecta, Diptera, Tephritidae. Gene Ontology annotation, molecular function: calcium ion binding. The transcript is spliced from 5 exons. The record is from RefSeq and is a predicted model, not a curated record.
GUUAGCUUUUCCAUUUGUGCGUGCAGUGAAAAAGCUAUUAUUUAUAAUAAAGUUUAUUUAUUUAUUAUAAAGUGUGUUCGUGCAUUUAGAAUUUUUAAUUGAUUUUUAUAAGUAAAUUGCAGUAAAAUAAUUUUCCUCCACCGCCGCUUUGGAAAAAUGUUUUAAGCAGCAGCAGCAACGGGAAAAAUCAAUUGUUUCACAAUAUCGACCGACCGACGGACGACUACUCGUCCUCAACAUGCUUAUACGCAAUUUAUUUUUACAGCCGCCCAUGGUAGGGUUAGCGCUCCUCUUGGCAUGCCUCCACAUGGCUAAUGGCAUGGAACAGGCGGCUGUGGGCGAAUUGUUUUCCUACAAAAUUGAACCUUUACUCUUCAACUGGACCCAUCAGGUUAUCAGCGAACAAUUUCGCUAUCGCGUUUCAUUGGAGGGAUACGCAGAUUUGCCGUCAUGGCUGCGCUACAAAUAUAGUCAUGAGUAUCACGCUGGUUUCUUGUAUGGUACACCCACUGACCGAUUGGCUGAUAAAACUGUACGCUUGGACAUUGUGGCAUUGAAUAAGCAAAACUAUGAGACACGCACAGCUAAGCUGUCUAUAUUUGUGGCACAAAAGUUGCCAUCGCUGAAUAUCAUACAAAUGAAAAUUGACAAUUUGAAUUGGGUGCAUCUGAUGGAUCCGGGACGUGUUGAGAAUUUAAGAAAUAUUUUCCGUAAAGAUUUGUGGCCAGAAAGUGAGAAUGAUUUGAGUGUAGUUUUCAUGGAGUCGGCAGUAAAUAUGGGCGGACGCUUGCCAUUGCGACCACAACAGCGAGAAGGCGUUGUUGUGCAUCUUGGCAGCUCUGCCCAGUUUUCGUCACGUCUCAAGGAGUUGCAGGAGGAAGUACGUCCCCUAUAUAAACUGACCACAUGCACCUACAAACGCACCUCUGUGCAAAAGGUAUUCGAGAAUGCCGGUUUUAAAUUGGAUUGGUGCGCUUUUAAGACAGUUGGUGCCGAUAUAUCACCGGAAAUACUCUUCCACAAUUACGGUCACAGAAGUCAUCAUGAAAAUUUCAAACGCACUGACCGCUGGGUGGGCAUUGCACGCGAGGAUGUACCAGAUCGCAAUUAUAUUGAUGAGUUUGCCUUCGCUUUCGCCAUUCCUGGCAUGAUACUCGCCGUACUUUUGGGUAUUUUAUCAGCUGCACUUUGCUUUCAGCACGAAAAAUUAUUUGAUCCGAAUUCUGAGUUUUUCUUUGAGAAUAUUUUUCAUAUUUGUGAGGAGUCUUGUAAAAAGGAAAAUGAUUGUGAUUCCGCCGAAACGGGAAGUGAUAUGGCAUCAACAUAUCAUCCUACAACCUCGACUGUACAAAUGGUGCAAUGUUCGGAUAGCAAUACUGAUCAGCCAGUGACAACUUUGAAGAGCUUAAAGGAUCCCAAUUGCCUGUUGGAUAAUGUUAGCAUGCACUCACAUAGUCCCAACAACAGUUAUUAUCAAACUGACAGUCCAUCCAACACCUAUUUACGUCCUAAGCCCCCACCAUACAAAGGUGGCACUUUGAAUCGCAAUGGCGUGGAUAUUUGACAGUCAACCCCACGAAUAUUAUAUUGCUAAGCAGCAAGAGAAGCUUGAAUAUUGGCAAAAAUAUGAAUGAAAUAAUCGUGUUUAAUAAAUAAUUACCAUAUCAAUAUGCGGUAUCAUAAAGUAUUCGAAAAGCAAAUAAGAUUUAACCAGUAGUUCAGAAAAAAGUAUGGCUUUUUCAUACAUAUGUAGUCCGAAUUGUUGCUGAACAAUGCGUGAAAAAUAAAAAUGGCAAUUAACUUAAAAAAUAGUAUAUUAUAUUAAGUGAUUUUUUUUUAAUAGUGUGCAUUUGUUAUGUUAUGUAGAAGUAAAUGUAGCAAAAGUUAGAUAUUUAUAUAUAUA